AUGUCUGAACCCAAUGAAGGUAACUGUGGCCCAGAAGGGCUACCUUUGGCUGUCAGACGGUACACCUAUCGAAAGGAAGACUUUUCCCAAAUCGUGAAUCUUGAACGCGAGCGCCUUUACCGUUCAAUCCAUCCUAUCAAAACUAUGUCCAAUGCAAUCAACAAGGAUGGAAAUCCAAGUGCUUCCGAGAAGUAUGAUGAUGUGUCUGAAUACAUCAUUUUCUCCAUUGAUACAGCUACGCACGAUCGCGACUUCCUCGACCCGAAUAUCGAACCAAAUCUUUCUAUCCGCACCACAUUCUACCAAGAUAUUAAUUCACUCGCCGUCAAAUUGGUCCUCCACGAGCAUGAAGAGCUGUCCGCUGCUUUUGAGCUAGCUAUUGGGAAAGCAUUAGAUUCUAUGGGGCUCAGAACAUCAUUCUACCACUACCGUAAUACCACUAUUUCUGUGGCCAAUGGCUCAAAGGAACCAGAUGCAGCGUGGGGCCCAAGAAGACAAGUACCUGGAAGGCCACGUAGACCAACUGUGGUACUUGAAGCGGCAAUCACUGAGACGCGCCCUAAAUUGCUUUUUGACGUUCGCCGGUGGCUCGACCCGAGCGAUGGUCUCGCGCAGGUCGUACUAGCUAUAAAGGCAACCCAACGGCGGCCUAAAAUUACUAUCGAAAGAUGGCAGUACGAUAGAGUCAACGCAGAUAUCGAAAAUGUCCAAACUAUCGAGAUCACUGGGAACAGUGAAGGUGGAGAGGUCACAAUAAACGGUGGCUCAUUCCUCAUUCCUUUCGAUCUGUUUUUCCUCCGACCUGCAGAGCCUCCUAGGGAGCACGACAUUAUCAUUGAUGACCAAACGCUCAAGGAGCUUGCCCAGCUAAUCUGGGAAAUACAGUUCUCCGAUUGA
Penicillium coprophilum is the source of this 897-nucleotide messenger RNA. RefSeq lists its product as uncharacterized. The transcript has a single exon. The coding region runs from base 1 to 897 and encodes 298 amino acids. Lineage: Eukaryota; Fungi; Ascomycota; Eurotiomycetes; Eurotiales; Aspergillaceae. The record is from RefSeq and is a predicted model, not a curated record.